Messenger RNA from Dendronephthya gigantea, 710 nucleotides. Its product is annotated as mitochondrial intermembrane space import and assembly protein 40-B-like. NCBI's taxonomy places the organism in Eukaryota, Metazoa, Cnidaria, Anthozoa, Malacalcyonacea, Nephtheidae. The record is from RefSeq and is a predicted model, not a curated record. Bases 101 to 601 code for a protein of 166 amino acids. Gene Ontology annotation, cellular component: mitochondrial intermembrane space. Gene Ontology annotation, molecular function: protein-disulfide reductase activity. Gene Ontology annotation, biological process: protein import into mitochondrial intermembrane space. The transcript is spliced from 2 exons.
GCCUCAAAAGGAGUUUGUGCAAGAUCAAGAACACAUGGAAGAAGAAACAAGAACGAGAGCGGUUUAAACUUUAAAGAUCACACCAUAUUAUUGAAUUGAUAUGUCUUACUGCCGUGAGGAAGGCAAAGACAAGAUUAUAUUCGUGACGGAAGCAGAUCAUGCAGAAGCAAGUAAAGUUAAUAUACCUGAGGUUGAGGAUGAGGCAGAAUAUGAAGGCUUAAUUAAACCAAAUGGUGAAAUUAACUGGGAGUGUCCAUGUUUGGGUGGUAUGGCAACUGGUGUUUGUGGAGAACAAUUUAAGGCAGCAUUUUCAUGUUUUCAUACCAGUACAAGUGAGCCAAAAGGAUCUGAUUGUAUUGAGCAGUUUCGAACAAUGCAGGAGUGUUUUAGGCAAUAUCCUGAAAUCUAUGGUGAAUUUGAGAGUAUAGAUACUGCAGAUGAGGAGGAGCAAGAACUGUCUGAUUUUGUUGGUGAACAAAAAGAAAGUGAGCCAAGUAAACAAGAAGAUAGCUCAAAAAGUGACAAAGAUAAAGAGAAAAAUACUAGUGGACAACAAGAUGAGAAGUUGGAAAAAACUGCACUAAAAAAAGCUGAUUUAUGAUAUUGGUUCGAUUUUAUUGCUGUUUGAGUUCUUUUAUAGACAUAAAGCAUGAAUUUGUGGAGUAAAGUUGCUUUUGCAGGACUUCAUCUUGGAAAUUUCUCCUGUUAUA